AUGAAGGGUAGCAAGUUCAGCAACACUUUCGAAGAAGCCAUUAACCUUGAUGACGACGAUUUCUUGAACAUUCAUUCAGGUGAAUCAAGUGUUAGUGUCAAUAAGAAAAACAAGUGGAAAGAUGAAAUUUAUGAAGAUAUUGAAGCUGAUCUUGAUGUUAAUGUAAGAAGAAGUGGUAGGAAAAAGAGUAAAGUCAUAAAAAAAAAUGAAGUUCUAAAAGAAACUGAUAAUAAGAAAGGAAUGAAGAAAAGAAAAUCGAAAAGAAAUAAUUUAGUAGAAAAUGAAGAUGUAGUUGUUGAGGACGACAGAAGUAAAGAGUUGCAUAAAAUAAGUUGUCGCAUGUCCCCAAAAUCAAUAUAUAUGGCGGUGAAGGGAAUGUCAUACAGUCAGAAAGAAAUGGUGAGACGAAUGGGUUUUGGUGCGUUCCUCGAUAUAAAGUUAGAUUCAGUAUCUUCUAGAUUGGAUUACUACUUGGUGGAAAAAUUCAGAGCAAAAACAUCCACGAUUAAGACUAAUAAAGGGGAAAUACUUAUUACAAAGAAAACGGUUGAAGAGAUGUUUGGUUUGCCAAGUGAAGGUUUAGACUACAACCAGUUAGUGGAAUGCGAUAAAACAGAGACAAUUAUUGAAGCAUGGAAAAGUCAAUAUCCAAGAGGAAGGUUCAAUAAUGGAAACUAUGUGAAGAGGAUUAGACAAUCAGAUGUGGCGGAUGACAUGUUCAAGCUUAAUUUCCUGACAUUAUUCAGAAACACUUUUGCAGAGACAGAGAUGAGUGGGGCAAGCCAUAUUAAUUGUCUGGAAAAAUUAGCAAGGUAUGAAGAUAUUCAAAAUAUCGAUAGGUGCAAGUAUAUAGUUGAAUGUUUGGAGAAGGCAAAAUACAAAUGGAGGCCGAAUGACGCAAACUGUUAUUACACAGGUCCAAUCACUUUGUUACUGACGGACAAAGUAGUUUUAAAUGGAUAUAAUCUUCGCAGAUCAAGGCCAUUGAUAACACAGAUUGACUCAGUUGAUUUGGAAAUGUUGGAGGAGCAUGGAUUGAGAAUGGGAAAAUUUGGAACAUUGGAGUUUCGUGGAGAUGGGGAAGUGGAUCUUGUUGAUGUAAAUGGUGAUGAGGAUAAGCUGGGGUGGAAUCAAUUGAAAUGCUAUAUUGUAGGAUCUGUGAUGAUAAGAAAAAAAACUGAGGAAGCAAUUAUGAAGGGGUUAGAAGAUGAUCCAAACGAUGAUGUGGUAAAAGAGUGGUCAAUAAAGGUGCGCCAACUUUUUAAUGAAAAGACGGUGGAACUUGGAGAUACUAGCUUACCCACAAAUGAAGUGGCAAUGAAAACGCCUGGUAAAGUUGCAGUCAAUUCUAAGCAAAAUAAUUUUGUGAAAGGAAGUAGUAUGAUAUGCCAAGUUCAGUCUACUGGAAGGAAUAACGAGAAGACAAAGGUUGUCGAUGGGUUCAAUUCACCUUUCGUACUCUUUCUGGAAUAUAAAGGAAAUACAUCAUUGGAUAGUCCAGUAGUUUUGACACCUGGUCUUUUAAAUAUGUCUGAUGAAAUUGUGGAAAGGAGCAUAAGAAAGAAAAAGGAAUUUUACAAAGAUGACAUACCGUCAUUCGAUUUGAGAAUAACACAAUUGAAUGAGAAAGAGAAAAAUGAAUUUGAUAAAGAAGAAAGCAAGGCAGUAAUUAGAUAUACAAAAAAAUUUGUAACGGAAGACAAACCGAAGAAAAUAACUAUAAAAGAUAGUAUGGAAAGUGAAAUGGUGCAUGCUAUUGAUUUUAAAAAUGGGAAAGACGUGGAUGAGGUGGUUAAAGAUGAUGAAAACGUUGUGGCUGAAAUCAUAAUAGCAUGGGGGAAAGAUAAUGGGGAAAUUAUAUGGGAGACUAUUGAACGUCAUGGAAUGCAUUUGGAAGCUGCACGUACGUUAGCUAUGAGAACAAAAGUGCAUACCAAUACAUAUUACAUGGUUAAUGAAGAUGUAGAGGAGGAGUUGAGGUACAAUAAAGUCAGAAUUAUGUUUGUAGGUAUGAUUAAUGACAUAUCGGACAAUCCAUAA
This is a messenger RNA of Lactuca saligna, 2040 nucleotides long. The record is from the annotation of a GenBank genome assembly. Lineage: Eukaryota; Viridiplantae; Streptophyta; Magnoliopsida; Asterales; Asteraceae.